AUGAAGUUCUCAAUCUUCGAUGAGGGCUUGACAGAGGCUCAGAUGAUUGAGCACAUGAAGGAUCUAGCCUCCAAAAACAAAGUUUUCAAAUCCUUCAUUGGAAUGGGGUACUACAACACGUUUGUGCCUCCUGUGAUUUUGAGAAACAUCAUGGAGAAUCCAGCUUGGUACACUCAAUACACCCCUUACCAAGCUGAGAUUUCACAGGGGAGGCUCGAGUCCUUGCUGAAUUACCAAACCAUGAUCACUGACCUCACUGCCUUGCCUAUGUCCAACGCCUCCCUCCUCGACGAAGGGACUGCGGCUGCAGAGACAAUCGAUGUUUGCAAGACUAGGGCUGAUGGAUUCGAUCUCAAGGUGGUUGUUUCCGAUGUGAAGGACAUUGAUUACAGCUCCGGUGGUGCAGUAUCCGGGGACGGAGGGUGA
Salvia splendens (bonfire salvia) is the source of this 426-nucleotide messenger RNA. Its product is annotated as glycine dehydrogenase (decarboxylating) 2, mitochondrial-like. Gene Ontology annotation, biological process: glycine decarboxylation via glycine cleavage system. Gene Ontology annotation, molecular function: glycine dehydrogenase (decarboxylating) activity; glycine binding; pyridoxal phosphate binding. Lineage: Eukaryota; Viridiplantae; Streptophyta; Magnoliopsida; Lamiales; Lamiaceae. The transcript is spliced from 2 exons. The record is from RefSeq and is a predicted model, not a curated record. Gene Ontology annotation, cellular component: apoplast; mitochondrion; chloroplast envelope. Bases 1 to 426 code for a protein of 141 amino acids.